This is a messenger RNA of Scomber scombrus (Atlantic mackerel), 988 nucleotides long. Its product is annotated as sialoadhesin-like. The coding region runs from base 26 to 988 and encodes 320 amino acids. The record is from RefSeq and is a predicted model, not a curated record. The transcript has 4 exons. Lineage: Eukaryota; Metazoa; Chordata; Actinopteri; Scombriformes; Scombridae.
UACUGUGACCUACGCUAAAGGAAGAAUGUGCUCUGAAAAGCAGACAUCAGUGGAUGAGUCCUGCUCCAUCACAUAUCCCAGAGAAGUAGGCCUUCAAAGGACUCCUGCAGGUGUGAACUACGUUACACUGACCUGUAACACCAGAUGUCCGCUGGCUGACAACCAAACUGCCUACAGGUGGUACAAGAACAGAAACUUAAUGACGGAUGAGAAGAAACAACAGCUUUCAGUUCCCAGCACCUCUCUUGAUAUCUUCUACUGUGCUGUCAAAGAUCACGAGGAUCUGCACUCUGCUGAAGUCUGCAUUCAUGAUAAGAGCUGCUGGAUUAUAAAUUAUAUCAGAAGGAGAAUCUGCGCCCUGGAAGGCUCUUCAGUGAACAUUUCAAGUGACUAUUUGUAUCCUGUCAACAAGGAACCCAGAUCUAAAGUUUGGUAUAAAAUGAAUAGAAGUGGUAAAGAGAAAGCUGUCAAGCCGACUGAGGAUGCAGGCCGCAUGCAGCAUGUUAACAACAUGAACAACCAGCACAUCCUGAGAAUCAACAACCUGAAGAAGAAUGACUCAGCAGAAUAUACAUUCAAACUCCAAACAGAUGAUGGAGGAUCGAAGACUAAUCCACUUGGAGUGACUCUGAUUGUCUCAGGUUUGGAGGUUAAGUUGCAUCCUGCUGUGGUGACAGAGGGCCAGAGAGUCACACUGACCUGCAGUACCAGCUGUCCUCUGACUGACAACACAAACUACAUUUGGUACCUGAACAGUCGACGUCUGACGGAGCCAGAGAGCCAAAACAAACACCUGCUUAUAGACCCAGUCACCAUUCAACAUGCAGGAAACUACUCCUGUGCUGUCAAAACCCCCCAAAACAUCAGCUCUGGUGAAAAGACUCUAACUGUCCAAAGUAUUACAGGAACAUCAACAGCAGCAGCUGCAGGAGUUGUUGUUGCUCUCCUGGUUAUAAUGCCACUCGCUGUCUUCUUCUGGAUUAGGUGA